GUAUUUUCUACAUUAUGGUGAAGACACAAGCAUUAUUGAAGAAGAGGCUUUGAUGGAGAGUGACAAAGCAGUAUAUUUACAAGCUCACAAUGGUUGGGUAAUGGGAGAUGAUCCUCUCAAGAACUUUGCUGAACCUGGCUCUAAAGUCUAUAUAAGGAGAGAACUGAUUGUUUGGGGAGAUAGCAUAAAGUUACGCUAUGGUGACAAACCUGAGGACUGUCCCUAUCUGUGGCAGCAUAUGCUUAAUUAUAGUCAGCAGACUGCCUCAUUGUUUCAUGGUGUUAGAAUUGAUAAUUGUCACAGUACACCAAUACAUGUAGCUGAGUACAUGUUAGAUGCAGCUCGUCAGAUCAAUCCAGAUUUGUAUGUGGUUGCUGAGUUAUUUACACAAUCUGAACAUAUUGACAACAUCUUUGUAAACAGACUAGGUAUCAAUUCACUUAUAAGAGAGGCAAUGAAUGCAUGGGAUUCACAUGAGGAAGGACGUUUAGUUUAUCGUUAUGGUGGUGAUCCUGUUGGUUCAUUUUUGCCACCGCCUGCAAGACCACUUGUACCAUCGAUGGCGCAUGCACUAUUCAUGGAUGUCACUCAUGACAAUAAAUGUCCAAUAGAGAUUGAUGUUGUUACUGAGUCUCGUCUGUAUACAUCAUGGAAUGAUAAUGUUGCCAAAGGUUCAGGCAGUGAAGUCAAUUUGAAGUCUGGUAUAAUGGCUGGCAAAAGAGCUUUAAAUGUCCUCCACCAGACCUUGGGAGCUGCUGAUUUUAACCAGGUGUAUGUUGAUCAGGUAGAUCAAGAUAUCGUAGCCAUCACUCGCCACUGCCCAUCCAAUCAUCAAUCUGUGAUAUUAGUCGCCAGAACAGCAUUCCAGCAUCCUUACAACACUGGAUAUACUGGACAUGUACCACCAUUAUGUAUUCCAGGUCAUCUUGAGGAAAUAAUAUUUGAGGCUAGACCUGUGCAGAAAAACAGUACCUAUGUGAAGAGUUCAUCUCACAUAAAUGGUCUGAGUAACUUCUCUUUACAUAUUCAAGAACACAUUCAAUUGUAUGGUAGUAGUAUGUGUGAGUUGUCUGAUGACGGUGAUCCUAACUCACCUGUACAGGAAGUGGAUUUCAUCAACUUUCCACCAGGAAGUGUCAUUGCCUUCAGAGUGUCACUUAAAAACAGUGCAAGGACAGCUGUGUCAUUCAUUCGUUCCUGUGUUACUCAGUUUGGAUUCCGUGUCCGAUCAAUGAGUGGUAACCUCCGUCAGAACCGUGCUAUGGACUUCCGUAGCAUUGCUUCCAAGCUGACACUGACUGACAUGAAUCGUGUUCUGUAUCGUUGUGACUCUGAGGAAAGGGAUGAUGGCAAUGGUUUUGGUGCUUAUCAUAUCCCAGAUUAUGGCUCUUUUGUUUACUGUGGCAUGCAAGGUUUGAUGUCAAUAUUAAAUGAGAUACGACCCAAGAAUGACCUUGGCCAUCCAUUGUGUGAGAAUUUACGCCAAGGUGAUUGGUUACCUGGUUAUUUUGCCAAAAGAUUGAUGUUUUUCAAAGGAACAAAAGAUGUAAGUAUUG
Messenger RNA from Saccoglossus kowalevskii, 1556 nucleotides. Its product is annotated as glycogen debranching enzyme-like. The record is from RefSeq and is a predicted model, not a curated record. Gene Ontology annotation, molecular function: amylo-alpha-1,6-glucosidase activity; 4-alpha-glucanotransferase activity. Lineage: Eukaryota; Metazoa; Hemichordata; Enteropneusta; Harrimaniidae. Gene Ontology annotation, biological process: glycogen biosynthetic process; glycogen catabolic process.